AUGGGUAGAAUCACCAUCUGGGUCAUCUCUUUGGUGGCAUGGGUGGCCGCCGUCUCGGGGCAGGGCCUUCACGAGCUGGCGGUCAAGAGCGGCAAGUUGUUCUUCGGCACGGUGACGGACACGAACCUGUUCGGCGACGCGGCGUACAUGGCCGUCCUCAACAGGACGGGCGAGUUCGGGCUCGUCGUGCCCGAGAACAGCCAGAAGUGGGACGCGACGGAGAAGACGCAGGGCCAGUUCCGGUUCGACAACCCGGACGCGGUGCUGGGCGUUGCGCGGGCGAACGGGCAGAUGAUGAGGUGCCACGCGCUCACAUGGCACUCUCAGCUGCCGCAGUUCGUCUCCGCCGGCACAUGGACCCCCGAGACCCUCACCCCCGUCAUUGAAGCCCACAUCGCAAACGUCGUCGGCCACUACAAGGGCGCGUGCUACUCGUGGGACGUCGUCAACGAGGCCCUCGCCGACAACGGCACCCUCCGCGACAGCGUCUUCUCGCGCGUCCUGGGCGACUCCUUCAUCCCCGUCUCCUUCCGCGCCGCCGCCGCCGCCGACCCGGCCGCGAAGCUGUACUACAACGACUUCAGCCUCGAGUUCGGGUCCCCCAAGACGGACGGCGCCAUCGGUAUCGUACGCGACCUGAAGGCGGCCGGCGUGCGGAUCGACGGCGUCGGGCUGCAGGGCCACUUCGAGGUCGGCAAGGCGCCGUCGCGCGAGGCGCUCGCCCGGGUGAUGGGCCGGUUCACGGACCUGGGGCUCGAGGUCGCGCUGACGGAGCUGGAUGUCCGGCACGCGACGCUGCCGGCGAGCGAGGACGCGGCGCGGCAGCAGGCGAGCGACUACGCGAGCGUCGUGGGGGCGUGCGUGGACAGCGCGGGUUGUGUCGGUGUCGUGGUGUGGGGGUUUUCGGACAAGUACAGCUGGAUCCCGGCGACGUUCCGGGGCGCCGGGGACGCGUGCCUGGUCGACGUGGACAUGCAGCCCAAGCCGGCGUAUGCGGCCGUCGCCGCGGUCUUGGGUAACGCGACUGCGGCAGCGGGCAAUGGUAGUGUGAAGGUUGGGAAAGCCGGGGUUGGAGGGGUGUAA
This is a messenger RNA of Colletotrichum destructivum, 1083 nucleotides long. RefSeq names its product Putative glycoside hydrolase family 10 domain, glycoside hydrolase superfamily. The transcript has 2 exons. NCBI's taxonomy places the organism in Eukaryota, Fungi, Ascomycota, Sordariomycetes, Glomerellales, Glomerellaceae. Gene Ontology annotation, biological process: carbohydrate metabolic process. The coding region runs from base 1 to 1083 and encodes 360 amino acids. Gene Ontology annotation, molecular function: hydrolase activity, hydrolyzing O-glycosyl compounds. The record is from RefSeq and is a predicted model, not a curated record.